AUGGCGGAAGAAAGGAAGACAUACACGCCGUCCCCAGCAGCCAGCGAACACACCAUCGAUGGCGAUAUCGAAGCUCAACGAUCCAUCACCAACGAGAAGACCACCACUGUCAACAACACCAAACCCAACAACCACAAUGAACCCCCACAACACCCCAACACCAUCGACUGGAACGGCCCCAACGACCCCUCCAACCCCCGAAACUGGACCACCAAAGCAAAAAUCGCAAACACCGCCCUCGUCAUCGUGCUCUGCCUCCUCACGCCCCUAGCCUCCAGUAUGUUCGCCCCCGGCGUCCCCCAAGUGCUCCGCGACUUCGAGACCAGCGCUGCGACCAUAGCGGAGCUCGUCGUCUCAAUUUACAUCCUCGGCUUCGCGAUCGGUCCCUUGCUCAUCUCUCCCCUCUCGGAGAUUUACGGACGCUGGCCGGUGUAUAUUGUCUGUAAUAUCAUGUUCCUAAUCUUUACAAUUGCGUGCGCGGUGGCGAGUUCGAUUGAGCAGUUGAUUGUGUUCAGGUUGUUUGCUGGGAUUUUUGGCGUGUGUCCUGUUACGUUGGGGGGAGCGACGAUCAGUGAUUUGAUCGAGCAGGAGAAGAGGGGACUGAGUAUGUCGUUGUUUGGGAUGGGGCCGCUUUUGGGACCUGUCAUUGGACCUGUGGCUGGGAGUUAUCUCGCUGCUGCAGAGGGCUGGAGGUGGACGUUUUGGGUGAUUGCGAUUGCGUAUGGGGUCGCGAGUGUUGCGCAUUUCUUUCUUUGCAAGGAGACGUAUGGGCCUGUGUUGCUGGAGCGUAAGACGGCGAGAUUGAGGAAAGAGACGGGGAAUGCAAGCUUGAUGUCCGCGCUGGACUCGGGUCUGGAGAGGAAGGAGAGGAUCCUGAGAGCACUGGUUCGGCCGUUCAAGAUGUUGUUCUUAUCACCAAUUGUGGCGAUGAUGGCGAUCUAUGCGGCAUUUGUGUACGGGAUUCUGUACUUGCUUUACACGACGUUCACGUUCGUGUUCAUGGAGUAUUAUGGAUUCCGCGCAUCGAAUGUCGGGUUGACAUACAUUGCGAGCGGGAUCGGGAUGUUUAUGGGCUUGUUCUUGAUUGGCGGAGCGAGUGAUAAGCUCUUGAAGAGCAAGGCGGCCAAGCACGGAGGAGAGCUCAAGCCUGAGUAUCGCUUGUUGCCGCUGAUGUACACGGGCUGGCUGUGUCCGGUUGGGUUGUUCAUCUACGGCUGGACGGCGGAGUACCACGAGCAGUGGGCAGUGCCGCUCUUUGGGACACUGCUGUUCGGCGUUGGCAUUAUUUCGGCUCUGAUAUGCAUCCAGCAGUACCUGAUCGACGCCUACACGGUGUAUGCCGCCUCGGCGAUUGCGGCGAAUACCGUGUUGAGGUCGAUAGUCGGAGGCCUGCUUCCUUUGGCUGGCUUGAGUCUGUACAGAGAGCUCGGCCUGGGUUGGGGCAACAGCCUGAUUGCAUUCAUAGCCCUUGCUUUGACGCCUGUGCCAUUUGUGUUCUACAUCUUUGGCGAGCGGAUUCGGAAGCGCGAUGGCGGGUUGAGGUUGUAG
Fulvia fulva is the source of this 1548-nucleotide messenger RNA. Its product is annotated as Efflux pump rdc3. Gene Ontology annotation, biological process: transmembrane transport. NCBI's taxonomy places the organism in Eukaryota, Fungi, Ascomycota, Dothideomycetes, Mycosphaerellales, Mycosphaerellaceae. The coding region runs from base 1 to 1548 and encodes 515 amino acids. The record is from RefSeq and is a predicted model, not a curated record. The transcript has a single exon. Gene Ontology annotation, molecular function: transmembrane transporter activity.